Messenger RNA from Diachasma alloeum, 771 nucleotides. RefSeq names its product cilia- and flagella-associated protein 298. Lineage: Eukaryota; Metazoa; Arthropoda; Insecta; Hymenoptera; Braconidae. The record is from RefSeq and is a predicted model, not a curated record. The transcript has 6 exons. Gene Ontology annotation, biological process: regulation of cilium movement. Bases 1 to 771 code for a protein of 256 amino acids.
AUGGUUCGUCUGCACGUGAAAAAAGGGGACGAGAGCCAAUUUCUUUACGAUACCUUCGUUGAUGCGAAAAUCGACGAUGUCAUCAGUGAUGUAGCCAUUAUUUACAAUGGAAGGCUGAAAGUAACCAGGAUUUGUUACGAAAUGGAAGAGCUCGCGAAACAUGGCACAAUGUUACCACCUGAUAUGAUGGGAUUGACAGAUGAACAAAUUGUAGAACUGAAACUCAAAGAUGAAUGGGGAGAAAAAUGCGUUCCCAUGGGCGGAUGGACAUUCAACAAAGAUGAAAUCGGACGACGGAACGGUCGACAACCUAAUCAAAAAUUGCAAGAAGUUCUGAAAAAGGCAGUGGAGGACGCACGUGCCAUGAUUUCUAAGAAAUUAGUGCCUCAGUACAAGCUUGUGACCCUAGCCACCGUCCAAGACGCCCUGGAUAUUCUCCGCGGAGCAACAAUGAUUGUCUAUCCAAUGGGAUUGCCACCCCACGAAGUCAUUCGCCAGGAGUUUGAGAACACUGAGGACUUGACAGGAAUGCAAGCAUCUUUGGAGAUCAUAGACGUUCAACUGGCAGAGCUCUGGUUCUCCGGCAAGCAGAUGCUACCCGGUAAAAAAAUCAAGGAUUUUCUGGGCUCAAACGAGAAGACGAAAAUUAUUGUGAAGCUUCAAAAGAGGGGAUCUGGUCGUCCAGGUCGCGAGCCGUUGAUGUCCGAGGAGGAUCGAAAACAGCUAAUGCUUCAGGCUUAUCGACGCGAGCAGGAGCUGAAGAGUCCAUAG